AUGGAGGAAGGGCAAGAACUAGAAGACAGCGAUAAAACAAGCAGGGACACAUGGUCGAAGAAGUCGGACUUCAUUAUGUCAUGUGUGGGAUGCGCAGUAGGACUCGGCAACAUUUGGAGAUUUCCCUAUCUUUGCUACAAAAAUGGAGGAGGUGCCUUCCUCAUACCGUAUUUGACGUUCCUCGUGCUUGGAGGCGUGCCGUUGUUCAUGCUGGAAAUAGGACUUGGCCAGUAUAUGAGUCUGUCUGGUCUGAGGGGCUGGAAUAUCUGUCCACUGUUUCAAGGAAUAGGAAUAUCCAACGUCCUUACCUGUUUCUUCAUGAAUAUUUACUACAUAUUGGUGCUCGCCUGGGCCGCAUACUAUUUGGUGUUGAGUAUGAGGGCAGUCCUACCAUGGUCAAACUGCAACAAUACGUGGAACACACCGAGGUCUGUAACUGGCUUAUCGUAUACAUUCUUCAGUCAAAUUGAUAAUCUCACUCUGCUGAAGUCAAAUAUUACCUUCGGAAGAUCGGUGGAUUCUUCUGUGGAAUUUUGGGAGCGUAGAGUGUUACAGCGAACGUCGGGCGUUUCUGAGGGUGGCGGUAUUAUCUGGGAACUGGCAUUGUCCCUAUUGGUGAUGUGGAUGAUUGUUUACUUCUGUUUGUGGAAAGGCGUCAAAUGGACAGGCAAGAUUGUGUAUUUCACUGCCACAUUCCCAUACGUUAUACUUGGAACACUGUUGAUUCGAGGGAUCACACUAGAUGGCGCCGUCGACGGUAUCAUAUACUACCUGAAACCGGACAUAUCAAGACUUGGGGACGUUCAGGUCUGGAUGGACGGAGGGACUCAGAUAUUUUUCUCCUAUGCUGUUGCUAUUGGUAUAAUGAUAACUCUUGGAAGUUACAACAAAUUUACAAAUAAUUUUUACAGAGACUGUAUAAUAAUAUCGACGAUUAACAGCGGAACCAGCGUGGUCGGGGGAGUUGCUGUCUUCUCCGUGCUAGGGUUCAUGGCUAAGCAACAAAACCUCCCAAUAGCAGACGUGGCUGAUGCUGGUCCCGGCUUGGCUUUUAUCACGUAUCCUAAGGCCAUGACACAGAUGCCAAUUUCUCCGAUGUGGGCUGUCCUUUUCUUUUUUAUGAUAAUUCUACUGGGACUGGACAGCCAAUUCGUUGGAGUUGAAGCCGUCAUUACACCAAUUGUGGAUCUCUUCCCAAGAUAUCUACAGCAGAAAAAGCGUCGGAUGGUGUUCGUGGCCGCCUAUUGUCUCGUGUCUUAUUUUGUAGGGUACUCCAUGGUCUCUAGGGGUGGAAUAUACAUCUUCCAGUUGUUUGACUACUACUCCGCUAGCGGUCUCAUUUUAUUGUGGACAUCGUUCUGGGAAACUAUCGCAGUAGCAUGGAUAUUCGGAGCUGACAAAUUUUAUGAUGCCAUUGAUAUGAUGAUUGGUAAGAGAAUUAACCCGUAUUUGAAGAUCUGCUGGAAAUACACAACACCCGCCGUAUCUAUGGGUCUAUUUCUGGCUCAGCUGAUCCGAUUCCGACCGCUUACCUACAACAAAACGUACGAGUACCCGGCCUGGGCCCAGGCAUUUGGUAUCAUGCUAGCAUUGUCCUCCAUGAUGUGUGUCCCAGUGUAUGGCCUCGUCAGUUUCUUAAAGACAGACGGAUCUCUAGUACAGAGAUGGAGAAAAGUAACCACACCGAUACUCCAGAAACAUCAAAUUCACCCUAGCUGGGGAUUAACACAACAUAACCAUCAUUACCCCCAGCUAAACGGAUUUAAGCAGGCAUCAUAA
Ylistrum balloti is the source of this 1779-nucleotide messenger RNA. Its product is annotated as sodium- and chloride-dependent creatine transporter 1-like. Gene Ontology annotation, biological process: sodium ion transmembrane transport. The coding region runs from base 1 to 1779 and encodes 592 amino acids. The transcript has 14 exons. The record is from RefSeq and is a predicted model, not a curated record. NCBI's taxonomy places the organism in Eukaryota, Metazoa, Mollusca, Bivalvia, Pectinida, Pectinidae. Gene Ontology annotation, cellular component: membrane.